Triticum aestivum (bread wheat) is the source of this 3567-nucleotide messenger RNA. Its product is annotated as MDIS1-interacting receptor like kinase 2. The transcript has 2 exons. Gene Ontology annotation, molecular function: protein kinase activity; ATP binding; protein binding. Bases 9 to 3179 code for a protein of 1056 amino acids. The record is from RefSeq and is a predicted model, not a curated record. Lineage: Eukaryota; Viridiplantae; Streptophyta; Magnoliopsida; Poales; Poaceae. Gene Ontology annotation, biological process: protein phosphorylation.
AACACACCAUGCAAACACUAGGCAGCAAGCCAUCUUGCUCAGCAGCUUUGUUCUACCUCUACUGCCUACUGUUAGUGUCAAGCCUUCAUCUCUUGGAAGAAGCACAUGCAGCACGGCAUGGAGGGAUCUCGCUGAGGUCUCAGCACAUGGCCCUCCUCCACUGGAAAGCUACACUUGUGAGUCCACCGCUGCAGAUGAGUUCCUGGCAGGAAAACACCAGCCCGUGCAACUGGACGGGCAUCAUGUGCACGGCUAUUCGCCAUGGUCGUCGCAUGCCCUGGGUGGUGACCAGCAUCUCCCUGCCGGAUGCUGCCAUCCGUGGCCAGCUCGGUGAGCUCAACUUCUCGGCACUUCCAUUCCUUACAAAUAUCGACCUUCAUAACAACAGUCUCCAUGGUACACUGCCCGCUAAUAUCAGCUCUCUGUCAGCACUUUCUGAUCUUAACCUUAAGCAGAACCAGCUCACAGGGGAAAUUCCUUAUGAGAUUGGUGGCCUGCAAAGUCUCAGGCAGCUUUCUCUCUCAUUUAACAACCUCACAGGAAAUAUCCCUGCAUCUCUGGGCAACCUAACAAUGUUAACUUUUCUUGCCAUUCACCAAACCAUGGUAUCAGGUCCAAUUCCAGAGGAGAUUGGACGGCUUGUAAACCUACAAAAUCUACAGCUAAGCAACAGCACCUUAAGCGGCAUCAUACCAAAAACCCUUGGAAAUCUGACCCAGCUAAUUGGUUUGUACCUGUUUGGUAAUCAACUCUCAGGGCCUAUACCCCAAGAACUAGGACGGCUAGUCCAUCUGCAAAUUCUUGAGCUUGAUUCAAAUUAUUUUUCAGGUCCAAUUCCAAUCUCUAUAACUAAUCUCACUAAGAUUAACGCAAUUUUUCUCUUUGAAAAUCAAAUCACGGGUCCAAUACCUUCAGAGUUGGGCAACUUGCUAAAUCUCCAGUCUUUAGUCUUAUUCGACAACCAAAUAUCUGGCUCUAUUCCUGACAGCCUAGGAAAUAUAACCAAGCUAGUAGUACUACACCUCUAUGAAAAUCAGAUAAGUGGUUCCAUCCCCCAGCAAAUUGGCAAUCUGAUAAACCUCAAAUCCUUAGCCUUGCACCAGAACCAAAUUUCCGGAUCAAUACCAAAAACUUUUGGGAAGUUGCAAAGCGUCCGAACACUGCAAAUGUAUGAUAACAAAUUAUCAGGUUCUCUUCCUCACGAAUUCGGAGAUCUCAUAAGCCUUGACAAUCUUGGGUUAGCUAACAACUCACUCUUAGGACCUUUACCCGCAAAUAUAUGUUCAGGUGGCAGACUUCAAAUUCUCACUGUCCAAUCUAAUAUGUUCACUGGCCCCAUUCCAAGAAGUUUAAAGACAUGUACUAGUCUGCUUAAAAUUAACAUUGAAAAGAACCAACUAACAGGAGAUAUAACUAGGCAUUUUGGUGUGUAUCCACAACUCACACUGAUGCGCUUGGCAUCAAAUAGACUCACCGGGCAGAUCUCACCAAAUCUAGGUGCAUGUACCCAGCUAACUGCCCUAACUCUAAGCAAAAAUAUGAUCACGGGUUCCAUACCUCCAAUCCUUUCUAAAUUGUCUAACCUAGGAGUACUAAAACUUGAUUAUAAUCAUCUCAACGGUAAAAUUCCACAAGAAUUAUACACUUUAACUAAUCUGUACAUGCUGAACUUAUCAUCGAACCACUUAUCUGGAUCCCUACCUACACAGAUAGAAAAACUAAGCAAUCUAGGAUAUUUAGAUAUUUCUGGGAAUAGACUGGGUGGAUUAAUACCUGAGGAACUAGGGGCCUGCAUACACCUACAAUCCUUGAAGAUCAACAACAACUUUUUCACUGGGAGUUUGCCUGGUACGAUUGGAAAGUUAGCGGGUCUGCAGAUCAUGUUAGAUGUGAGCAACAAUAACCUCAGUGGCAUAUUGCCGCAGCAACUUGGGAAGUUGGGAAUGCUAGAAUUUCUGAAUUUAUCCCAUAAUCAGUUCAGUGGCAGCAUUCCAUCCUCCUUUGCAAGCAUGUUGAGCCUUUCAACACUCGAUGUGUCCUACAAUGCCUUGGAAGGACCAAUCCCAAUAACACGACUACUCCAAAAUGCUUCAGCAAGUUGGUUUCUUCCCAACAAAGGUCUGUGUGGUAAUCUCUCUGGCCUGCCACCUUGUUAUUCAACUCCAGUAGAUGGUCACCAUAAACGAAAGACAUUAAAUGUGCUUUUUCCAAUUGUUCUUGUGGUGGGUUUCGGCAUUAUUGGUGCAAUUGUUGUCGUAAUAAUGCUUAGCCGAAACAAGAAUAAACCUGAAGAAAGUGUUACUCCUGAAGCAAGGGAACUAUUCUCUGUUUGGAAUUUUGAUGGAAGAUUAGCAUUUGACGAUAUUGUAAGGGCAACAGAAGACUUCGAUGAUAAGUACAUCAUUGGAACAGGAGGAUACGGCAAAGUCUAUAAGGCAGAGCUUCAAGACGGGCAGCUAGUUGCUGUGAAGAAGCUUCAUCAAACUGAAGAAGAGUUGGAUGAUGAAAGAAGAUUUCGUAGUGAAAUGGAAAUCUUAACACAGAUCCGACAACGAUGCAUUGUCAAAAUGUAUGCAUUCUGCUCCCAUCCAGCGUAUAAAUUUCUAGUCUAUGACUACAUUCAGCAGGGAAGCCUACGCAGGAUAUUGGAAGAUGAGGAGCUAGCAAAGGAAUUGGAUUGGCACAAGAGAAUUUCUCUUGCAAAUGAUGUGGCUCAAGCAAUAUCUUAUUUGCACCAUGAAUGCAGUCCACCUAUAAUCCAUCGAGAUAUCACGAGCAGCAACAUCUUACUUGAUACAACCUUCAAGGCUUUUGUCUCGGAUUUCGGCACAGCAAGGAUUCUUAAGCCCGAUUCAUCAAACUGGAGUGCACUAGCAGGAACAUAUGGCUACAUAGCUCCUGAGCUAUCAUACACAUCUGUUGUGACGGAGAAAUGUGACAUCUAUAGCUUUGGCGUGGUUGUGCUAGAGCUAGUCAUGGGGAAGCAUCCAAGGGAUCUAUUAGACGGUAGUUUACCAAGCAAGGAACAAGCUAUACUGGUAAAUGAUAUUCUGGACCAACGGCCGACAACACCAACCAUGUGGGAGGCAUACCACACACUCAUCCAGCGACCCUCUUCUAAUCCAUAUCCCGUGCCUUUCAGCGCACUUGCAUUAUGGCAAGUAAUGAAUGCAUGCUGAUAUAUGAUCCGAGUUCUAGUGAGAAGCCUGUGUCUAUUGUAGCGGAAGCCGUUUUAGGUUUUGGUUUUGCCUUGAGUCAUUCAUGCCAACUAUAUAUGUUGAAGUCUGUAAUCCUAUCAUGACAUCUCGUAGGUUUUAUUUCUAGCAAAAAUAAUGACCGAUCCAUGCAGUGUGAGCCUGUUACGGCCAUAGCGGCUUAGAACUGAGGCAUGGUCAAGGGACGUGGGAUGGCACGUUCGUGAAGCUUGGCCAUGGCGCAAGAUUAGUAUCUUUCUGUUAGUUAGUUAGUUGAGCUAAUGAGCUGUUUAAAUAAAGAAGAGAACAAAGCAGAAAAGCUACAAAGUUUUACACGACGCAAAUAUCCUAAGUGUUCACUAAUUCUUCUCCC